Molecule: messenger RNA, 1328 nt
Organism: Betta splendens (Siamese fighting fish)
Lineage: Eukaryota; Metazoa; Chordata; Actinopteri; Anabantiformes; Osphronemidae
Gene: clrn1
Product: clarin 1
Exons: 3
Coding region: 1-699 (232 amino acids)
Biological process (GO): equilibrioception; sensory perception of sound
Source: RefSeq, a predicted model, not a curated record
AUGCCGAACCGACAGAAGCAGCUCAUCUUCUCCGCAUCCGGCGUCUUCGGCCUCUCCUGCGCCCUCACGGCCGCCGUGGCCACUGGGCUGCCGUUCUGGGUCAACGGGACCAUGCUGUGCCGAACCGGGGCCGAGUUGGUCAAUGCCAGCGGACCCGAACUGGACAAUUUCCUGGGAGAGCUGAGCUACGGACUGUUCCACGGGGAACGGGUGAAGAAGUGCGGCCUGGGAGGGAGGCCGUCCCGGUUCUCAUUCUUCCCAGAGCUGCUCAACGCCGUCCCAGCAGGCCUCCACAUCUCUGUGAUCUUCUUCUGUGGUGUGGUGAUCCUCUUCUCCUCCGUGGCCUCCGGCCUCUUCUUCUUUAAUGCUUUUGGCCGGCCCUAUGAGACGCUGCAAGGCCCGCUGGGACUUUACCUGUGGACCUUCAUCAGCUGUGUUUGCAGCUUCCUGGUGAUGAUUCUGUUUGCGUCCGAGGUGAAGCUCCAUCAUCUGUCGGAGCGGAUCGUAAACUACAACGAGGUGAACUUCGUGUUCCAGACGUUCUCGGAGCGCUACGACCGCUCCUUCUGGCUCUUCUUCCUCAUCUUCUUCCUGCACGGGUUCAACAUCUUCCUGAUCCGACUGGCGGGGAUCCAGUUCCCCUUCCAGGAGUCCAAAGGGCUCGAGCUGAGCGGGGGCGCGGCCGACCUCUUGUACUGAUGACUGGACUGAAUGGACCCAGUUUUAAACUGGUUCAUGAGUAAACCACAUGGACGCUCAGUGUCUGGACUGGACCUGAGGAACCAACGUAAGGGAUGAAGUCGGGAUUCAGCACUUUUCCUGGUUACAUUUUCCCAGACUCUUGAAAGGAGCUGAAGUUCUGGAGCGUGAUCCUGGUCCACAGCAGGUUAACAUCCAGGUUGACUGGGUUCUAGUCACUGAUGUUUUAGUUUAUCUAUUACAAAUCGUUUCCUGCAGACAUCGUCUCAAUCAGUGUGGAUUAAGUUCAUUUAAGUUUGUCACACGUUUGUUAUUUAGCCAUUUUUUUUAUAUGUAGAUCAUCAUGCUUGGUUCUAUGCAGAUAUCUGCUCAUAUUGUAUUUGAUGAAUAUCACUGUGCAUUAUUGUGAUUGCUGAGUUUAAACUGUUGAUGCAGAGUCGGUUUCAGUCACAUCCAUAUGAGGUUCUGUUCAGUCUCCUGUAAAGGUUCCUUCACUGGUUUCUCCUGUCAGUGGCCUUUUAUUGAUCGACACAGUGACGAGGAGACGUUGACGCUCAGACGAGCAUCCAGAGUUUUCUGUUCCAGUAACAUUCAUGUUUUAAUGCACUCAUUACAUUUUGGUUCCUGUU